This is a messenger RNA of Paramecium octaurelia, 518 nucleotides long. The record is from the annotation of a GenBank genome assembly. Lineage: Eukaryota; Ciliophora; Oligohymenophorea; Peniculida; Parameciidae.
AUGGAAUUGAAUAAUUUGAAGUUAACAUUCAAUCUAGCUUAAUCUAACAACAAACAGAAUAAAUCUAUAUAUCUGGUCUAGUAAAAUCAAAUAUAUAGUUUAAAGUAAAAUCUUAAAAAUUAUGAAAUUGAUGAAGGCUUAGACUUAAUAAAUGAAGCAUUAAAGCUUAAUCCUUUAUUUUCAUAAGCAUUCAUUUCGAAAAGGUUUCUUAAAAUAUUUCAAAUAAUAGGAGAAUUACACCUAGGAAAAAGUAUGGAUGAUUGGACAGUUGAAGAUGCAAUAAAAGUUAGAAGCUUAGGAGUAUUGAGGAACGCCAGCUUUGAUUAAAAAAGUAGUAACUAUUUAAAAUAAUUUUAGCAAAAGGGAUCACUCAAAAAGAUUUAUUGGUUGAAACAUUAUAAAAUUAUUUGUAUUCUAUUCAACUCACUCCUUAAUAUGGUUCGAUAUUCUAGAGAAUAGGUGAUAACUUUUUAUAACUUCCUAGGUAUAGCAAUAGGGGGAUUGGGUAAUUAUAAUGA